AUGGGCUCCGCUCCGCAGGGAGGGACGCUGCUGCUGCCCCGCUUGGCCUCGGUCGUGACGCUGGAGGACGUCACGGUCUAUUUUUCCCCGGAAGAGUGGGAGGAACUCGAGGAAUGGCAGCGGCAGCUUCACCGGGACGUCAUGCAGGAGAACUACGAACUGAUCACCUCGCUGGCAGGCUGCGAUAUCAAGGUAAAGGAGGAAGAGGAGGGCGGGGCCUGCCACAGUGAGGAAGACAUCCGGGGGUUCUUCUUAGAGACGCUUCUCCUCCAGGGCCUGAAGAUAGAUGGGGGCAGGGUGCCCCAGCAACCCAGAAGGCCAAAUGGGUCCCUGGCGGAGCCGGGCGCGGGCUGGGCGAGGCCGGCGCUGCAGCGUGGGGCUGGUGGGGCGCCGGGGGCGGAGCCGUGUCCUCUCACCUGCCUGGACUGCGGGAAACGCUUCAAGAGCAAAGCGGCCCGCUUGACGCACCAGCGCAUCCACACGGGCGAGCGGCCCUUCACCUGCGGCGAGUGCGGGCGCUGCUUCACCCAGAGGCAGCACCUGGGCACCCACCUCCGGGUGCACGGCGGGGAACGCCCGUUUGCCUGCGGCCAGUGCGGCAGCACCUUCCGCCUGCAGAAGCUGCUGCUGACGCACCAGCGCAAGGCCCACUCGGGGGAGCCGCCCUUGGCGUGCGCCGACUGCGGCAAGCUCUUCAACCACAAGCACCACCUGAUGACCCACCGGCGGGUGCACACGGGCGAGCGCCCCUUCCCCUGCCCCGACUGUGGCAAGAGCUUCACCCAGAAGCACCACCUGCAGACCCACCGGCGGGGCCACUCGGGGGACCGGCCCUUCCCCUGCCCGGAGUGCGGGAAGACCUUCAAGGACCGGGCCGGCGUGCUCAUGCACCAGAUCGUGCACACGGGCGCCAAGCCCUACGCCUGCCAGAGCUGCACCAAGAUCUUCAGCCACAAGCACCACCUGGUGAUCCACCAGCGGGUCCACACGGGCGAGAAGCCCUUCUCCUGCGAGGUGUGCCGGAAGCGCUUCACCCAGAAGCACCACCUGCUGAGCCACGCCCGCAUCCACACGGGCGAGCGCCCCUACCGCUGCGAGGCGUGUCCCCGGAGCUUCAAGGACAGGAUCACCCUCAAGCUGCACGUGCGGCUCCACACGGGGGAGAAGCCCUUUGCCUGCGCCCGCUGCGGGGAGCGCUUCAGGCUGCGGAAGGCCCUGCUCUCCCACCACCGUACGCACGACGCCCCCACCCAGCUCAUCUGCACUGAGUGUGGGGACAGCUUCCCGCGCAUGCGCAGCCUGGCUGCCCAUAGGCGGCGGGCGCACCCCUCUGCGCCCAAGGAAACGGCCGGCCGGCCUGAAUCGGCCAGCAAACAGCAGGAGGCUGGCGAGAGGGUCCAAGCAGGGGAAGAGGAGGAGGCUGGGCCUCCGUCGCCCCACCUGGAAAGUGGAGGAGCAGCCCAGACAGGCGAGGGGACCGGCCUGGGACCUGCUCUGGACCCCCGGGGUCCGCCAGCUGCAAAGAUGCCAACGCCGUGAAUCCGACCGCGCCAACGUCGCUCGACUGGAUUCCCAUGUUUUUCUCCUUGGCCUUUGGGUUCAGGAGGCUUCAAGAGACGCAUCCGUUUCAGGUUUUCCCCAUAGAAACUGGAGAUUUUCUGGCCUCUCGCUUCACUGUAUUGGGCUGCCUGGUUAUUGUGGAACUCACCAAAUUGAUUACAACGGAGAGACGGAGACCCCCCCCCCUUUACGGGUCCCAGCGUAUCUGCCCAGGUGCGCCAAGAUUCUCAGUAAGAGCCAACACAGUUUCCAGGGCGGAGGACAGAGACGCUGGGGCUGCCCGUCGCCAGCUGGGAUGGAGUCCUCUCGCGGUCCAGCGCCCUUUUCCAUCACUACUAAGAAGCAAGCCCGGAGCGUGUCCUCUUCCAGCUACAAAGGAGCUUUCUGUUGACUCGUGGGAAGUUAGGGAGCUUAAUUUGGGCCGGGCUUGGAUGGCCCAGGCUCCAGAGAGGCCAGCAGAGAACCUGAUACCGAGGGUCUCACACGCGCGGGCAGCCCUGUCCUCUACCAGCUGUCUAAUUCACGUUCCUUCCCUGCGGGCUGAGGGCCAAACUGUGUGCUAGGUUACAUACAUAGAGCGUGCAGCUCAUCCUCGCUCUUUUAUUUACUUCCAUGUAAACGUGUGAGCCCCCAGUCUGAAUUGGGACCAUUGUGCAUGGGAUGGGGCGGUCUAAACUUUCCCACCUGCUGCUCCCAUCCUUUAAAUUUACCACCACACACUUACUUAGGGGCUAGAAAUGCGGUGUGUGUGUGUGU
This is a messenger RNA of Elgaria multicarinata webbii, 2316 nucleotides long. RefSeq names its product zinc finger protein OZF-like. The transcript has 3 exons. Gene Ontology annotation, biological process: regulation of DNA-templated transcription. The record is from RefSeq and is a predicted model, not a curated record. Gene Ontology annotation, molecular function: RNA polymerase II cis-regulatory region sequence-specific DNA binding; DNA-binding transcription factor activity, RNA polymerase II-specific. NCBI's taxonomy places the organism in Eukaryota, Metazoa, Chordata, Lepidosauria, Squamata, Anguidae. The coding region runs from base 1 to 1539 and encodes 512 amino acids.